Messenger RNA from Haliotis rubra (blacklip abalone), 846 nucleotides. Its product is annotated as caveolin-1-like. Gene Ontology annotation, biological process: caveola assembly. The transcript is spliced from 2 exons. Lineage: Eukaryota; Metazoa; Mollusca; Gastropoda; Lepetellida; Haliotidae. Gene Ontology annotation, molecular function: molecular adaptor activity. Gene Ontology annotation, cellular component: caveola. Bases 47 to 436 code for a protein of 129 amino acids. The record is from RefSeq and is a predicted model, not a curated record.
GGCCAACACCUCGGUGCAAUUUACUUGUUCACAGGUCUCAACCAAUAUGGCAGAACUGGACAUGAUGAACAGAGACCCUAACAACCUCAAUGACCACCUGAAGGUGAUGUUCGAGGAUGUUAUCGGUGAGCCCGAGGGAGCCCACAGUGCAGAUUGCGUCUGGCGUAACUCCUAUAAAUGUUUCAACUGCAGCAAGAGCUGCUGUUACACCUUCCUCACCUUCAUCUGUGCUAUUCCCCUGUCUCUCUGCUGGGGAUGCGAGUUCGCCAUGGUGUCCUUCCAACACAUCUGGCAAUACACACCCUGCCUCAGGAUGUUCGGCAGCUAUCUUGGAUGCUACCAGAAAUUCUUCGGCUCCGUCAUGAACUGUUGUCUGGCUCCAAUAUGUGAAGCAUGUGGUCUGUGCUUCAGUAAAAUAGCCGUCGCCAACAAAUAACCUUCAGUCUCAGAAGCGACGCUACGUCAAAAUGCUCAGGCUCCCGUUGGACGAGGAUGGAAGGGACAUCCUCUCAACUCCUUGAGUUCUGUCUCGCCGGCUGAGAAAACUGCCUUCCCAAGAAACUGUGAUAACUUUCCUCUACUCUUUGGAACCCAGUGUGUACAAAUAGUACUUGUCAGAGUCUUCUCUGUCGUUUCCUUCGACAAACACAUUUGAAUCAGUUUGAACAUAGAAAAUGUGUGAAUCCAACUGAAUAUGCAUAAUUAUACAAUUGUUCUUUGAUAGGUGGUUUGACUUUACAUACUUAGAAUGGAAAUUUGAAUAUCAGCACAUUUAGAGUAUUAUCAUCAAAUAUGCAAACUUUCUAUACACAAGUAAAAAUCCUUAUAAAUGUGUGUUGUCUGGAG